GUGCGGUGUGCAGUGAUGUCCGCGUCCGCGCCCCACGCCCACGGGCGCACCCCCGUGCGGCGCAGGGGGCACCAACACCACCCGCGGCUGAGGGGCGACCGCGUACCCGCCCCCGGGGCCUCCACAAAUACGACUCCGUCCAAACAAGUGACCUUAGACACUCAAAUAGACGAUGUUGUGCCUUGUGUCAAUAGUGUUAGUGAAUCUCAAGAACUGACAAGGACGAAUAGUGACGACGCACUUUCGAAUCGAAAUACAAUCGAGGACUCGAAUAUUGAUGAUGAGAUUGAGUUUGAUGUUAGAAUUAUUGGUGCAGAAUCGAAUGGAAGCUCGGAUGAUGAAUUUUCGUUUAAGGAAGAAAGGUCCGCGGGUGACGGAGCCGAAAUGACUGUAAUUGCCUCCGAUAUUUCGGACGAUGAUCCAGAAACCGCGGAACUUGCAAAACUUAGGUGUACUAGUGAAUGUACAGAAGUCUUGGCGGCUAGAGAAAACCGUCGCAGAAGGAGAUGCGCCGAUUAUCCUGGUCUCGCUUUCGGGAGUUCCAUAUUUUCUUCAGAUACAAUGAUGAAAUUCUCGAUAAUUAAAAAUGAGUUGCAGAAUAUAAAGAAUACGGCAUUGAAAAGGGCCGAAUCCGAAGUGGCUGCACUCAACCGUCGUAUCCAACUCUUGGAAGAAGACCUUGAAAGGUCAGAAGAGCGUCUUGCGACCGCAACAGCUAAGUUGGCUGAGGCCAGCCAGGCUGCAGAUGAGUCCGAACGUGCCCGCAAGGUUCUGGAGAACAGGUCGUUGGCCGAUGAGGAGCGUAUGGAUGCCCUGGAGAACCAGCUGAAGGAGGCCAGGUUCCUCGCUGAGGAAGCAGACAAGAAAUACGAUGAGGUGGCUCGUAAGCUGGCCAUGGUCGAGGCGGACCUGGAGCGUGCGGAGGAGCGCGCCGAGGCCGGUGAAUCCAAAAUUGUGGAACUUGAGGAAGAACUCCGUGUUGUUGGUAACAACCUGAAAUCCCUGGAAGUCUCCGAGGAGAAGGCGAUGGCGUCGCGGGAGCACGUCGAGGAUAAGAUUCUCAGCCUCUCGCAGAAAUUCACGCAAGCUGAAGCGCGCGCCGAAUUUGCCGAGCGCUCCGUUCAGAAACUCCAAAAGGAGGUCGACAGGCUUGAAGAUGACCUGAUCAACGAGAUUGAAAAGUACAACGACAUCGGAGAUAACAUUGAUGAUGCAGUCGUGGAACUGAUCCCCGGAGUACAGCCAACACCGAAGCAGCUGGAAAAUGCGGUAAAGAACCGCGCCCAGCAACAGGAGGCCGCUAAGAGGGAGAAAGAGAAAAUGGAGGAAGCGGCAAGGAGAGAGAAAGAGAAACAAGAAGAAGAAGCGAGGAGAGAAAGAGAACGGCAGGAAGAAGAGGCUCGCAGACCUCCACCUCCAGCUGAAUCUGUCCCCGUUGCAACUACAGAGUCCUAAACUUACGGCUCACUAAAACGUUUUAUAUUGCCCAAUUUUAAGCGUCCUUAUUUAAAACAUUAUGGUCUUGUAAAUGUUACUUUGAAAAUAAACAAUGGAAACAUAGCUGAUGGAAUGGUGUUUCGCUAGGCAGACUUCCUUUUGGACUACGACCUUGCCAGCGAGCCGAAUAUAUUGCGUUUUAGACGACCGACCGCGCUGAUUUUAACAGACAAUCUGAACGAACUCAGCACGGAAGUCGAAGACGCAUUUAAAGAACGAAACAUUCUAAAUUCCUGCCCUGAAAACACUUAGACUAAUUCUUAAACAUGUUGCAUUGAAAUAUCUAUACAACAUUCCCUAUUAACUCGCUUUCCCACUUUCACGACAUUCAGAAAGAAGGCUUCCUUACAAUUUGCAUGAAUGCGUUGUGAAGUGCCUUUCGACGUUUUGAGCGAAAGCUUUGAUUUAGUUGAGAGCGACGCAUGGCUUCGAAGUGAAAAGGAACGCGACAUGUAAGCAAACUUUAUUUACUUCUACCACACGCUCUCUCGCAUUAUGUUGCCACUAAUUCGCUUAAAAACUUGACUUAUAGAGUGCGGGGAUUAUCCACGAUAUAUGAGAAAUUAAUAUUGUAACGAUGUACUCUGGCAACUUUAAAAAACCAAAACUACAAGUAUAUAUUACAUGUGUGUACAUAAAUAUACGCAUUUCAUUUAUAAAACAUAUCAUCUGCAUGAAAUGUUUCGAGAAUUAACCAGUGUUGCCAGUAAGUACACGUUAUAAAAAUACCGUUAGGGACAUACAGAUAGGUAAACAGAUAAAUAAUCUGUGGGUAUGAAUCUAAUACGCACGUGUAUUCAGACGAGCUUGUGGCUGAGAAGGAGAAG
Papilio machaon (common yellow swallowtail) is the source of this 2324-nucleotide messenger RNA. RefSeq names its product tropomyosin-2 (gene Tm1). Gene Ontology annotation, biological process: muscle contraction; actin filament organization. NCBI's taxonomy places the organism in Eukaryota, Metazoa, Arthropoda, Insecta, Lepidoptera, Papilionidae. Bases 16 to 1455 code for a protein of 479 amino acids. The transcript is spliced from 8 exons. Gene Ontology annotation, cellular component: actin filament. The record is from RefSeq and is a predicted model, not a curated record. Gene Ontology annotation, molecular function: actin filament binding.